ACGGCUUAGGAUAACAGCAUACUAUUUUUAAGAAGUGGAUCUGUGAAAGAAUAGAAACAUUCGGACAUUCAAAUGGAAAAACCUUUACUAGAAGAAGUUAUGUUGAAACGGUCACAGCAGAAGCGCAAAAUGUCACGUGUCAAUUACAAGGAGCGCAUAUUUGUUUUGACCAAAACACAACUCUUGUACUAUAACAACAAAAAUGGGAAAAAAGGGGCAAAAAAGGGAGUAGUUGAAAUUCAGAAGAUCAAGUGCGUCGAGAUUGUAAAUUUGGACGAACCAACUCCAGUGGAGAGGCAAUAUCCAAUUCAGAUUGUGUAUGAUGAAGUAAUUCUAUAUUUGUUUGCUAAAGACGAACAAAGCAGAACUAGAUGGCUGAAUGCAUUAAAAUAUGAAAUCAGAAACAAUCAAAACCUGGCACAGAAAUACCACUGUGGUUUCUGGAAACAUGGGAAGUGGCUUUGUUGUAAACAGACAACAAAAUCAGCACCUUGCUGUAAACAAGUCCCAAAGACAGGUACAUUUGAAAAUAUGGGCAGUAAAUACAGAAGCUCAUUACCACUCCCUCCUCUACCAGGUCAACAGAGAAAACACAUCCAGCUUCCUGAUAUCCCAGGACAAGAAAAAGCAUCUUUAAAGAUGGUGGAAGCAUUGUACAGCUAUGACGGAAAAGGAAAGACUGAGAUUACUGUGAUGAAGGGCAAGAAGUAUUUUGUGAUUGAGGAAACUGAUCAUUUUUGGUGCAAACUGAAAGACAUGCAAGGGAGAGAAGGAUAUGCUCCCUCCAGUUACUUUGCUGUGAACUGUACCAAAAUAGAAGAAUCUGGGGAAACAAGCAGCAUUAUAUCCAGAACUAACUCAUCAAAGGAAUCAGAAAAUGUAGAAGACUAUGAAUGGCAUGCAGGCAGUGUAGCGCGAACCCAAGCGGAGCAGCUUCUAAAAGAAAUGGACAAGGAGGGUGGAUUCAUUGUUAGGGAGUCCAAUCAAGGAAAUGGCUAUGUGGUCUCAGUCUUCACUAAGGCUCUUGAAGAUAAAAAAGGCACAAUUAGACAUUACCACAUAAAUCUUACGGAGGAAAAGAAAUAUUUUUUGGCAGAGGAUCACCUAUUUGAUACAAUACCAGAACUUAUUAAGUAUCAUCAGCACAAUUCAGGAGGAUUGGUUACAAGACUACGACAACCAGUUACCAUUAAAACAAAUAAAGUUCCAGUUUCUUUUGACGGUGAAUGGGAACUUAAACGUAAAGACAUCAAACUGUUGAAGGAGCUGGGAAGCGGGCAGUUUGGAGUGGUGCAGCUGGGGAUGUGGAAGCAGAAAUACAAUGUGGCCAUUAAGAUGAUAAAAGAAGGCUCAAUGUCAGAAGAUGAGUUCCUUGAAGAAGCUGAAAUCAUGAUGAAACUCAAGCACCCAAAUUUGGUCCAGUUGUAUGGGGUUUGCACCAAGGAAUAUCCAAUCUACAUAGUGACAGAGUUUAUGAGUAAUGGCUGCUUGCUGAGCUACCUCAAGAGUGAUGGGAAGACAUUGAACCAGUUCCAGUUUGUGGAAAUGUGCUAUGAUAUAACUGACGCCAUGACCUACUUAGAGGAUCUACAAUUCAUACACAGAGAUUUAGCUGCCAGAAACUGCUUGGUUGAUAAAACGCUGACUGUUAAGGUAUCUGACUUUGGGAUGGCCAGGUAUGUUCUCGAUGAUCAGUACACAAGUUCUACAGGGACCAAAUUUCCAGUGAAGUGGUCAUCUCCAGAGAUAAUUUCUUUCUCAAAAUUUAGCAGCAAGUCAGACGUGUGGGCCUUUGGGGUUCUGAUGUGGGAGAUCUUUACUCUGGGAAAGAUGCCAUAUGAUCUGUUUAAUGGCUGUGAGGUGGUUCAGAAGAUUCUGUCAGGAUACAGGCUGUACAGGCCACAGUUGGCAUCCGACGAAAUCUACUGCAUCAUGUCCAGCUGUUGGAAAGAGCAACCAGAAGACCGGCCAACCUUUCGGCAGCUCAUGCACCGCAUUCAGCUUCUUAGAGAAGAUGACACGCCAUGACAGGAAAAUCAACUCCUUUGUUUUAUCAACAUUACGAAUUCUUGUACUUGAUAUUCUAAUAUAUACUUCAGGAAAAACUUUGUUCUUAACCCUGAAAUAUGCUGUAAAAAUGCAAAUUGUGACAUUGAAAACAGUUUAUAUUUCUGUCUCUUCCCCAUCCAAAAUAUUAGCAUUCGUAGGAAUGUAGUCACGCUGAGCUGUUCAAAUAUUAUAUUUUCACAUGACAAGAUUGGUUCAGACAAAGAAGAACCCUUCAGCCUAUUUUAUCUCAACCUUUCAGAAUACCCACUUUACCGUCCUCCCAU
Callorhinchus milii (elephant shark) is the source of this 2333-nucleotide messenger RNA. RefSeq names its product cytoplasmic tyrosine-protein kinase BMX. NCBI's taxonomy places the organism in Eukaryota, Metazoa, Chordata, Chondrichthyes, Chimaeriformes, Callorhinchidae. The transcript has 19 exons. The coding region runs from base 73 to 2028 and encodes 651 amino acids. Gene Ontology annotation, molecular function: protein binding; non-membrane spanning protein tyrosine kinase activity; ATP binding. The record is from RefSeq and is a predicted model, not a curated record. Gene Ontology annotation, biological process: T cell receptor signaling pathway; peptidyl-tyrosine autophosphorylation; intracellular signal transduction.